AUGGUGGCUCAGAGCGACGAGUACCGCGCGCGCUACUAUAACACGAACCAGAUCCUUCUGGAUAACGAUCUUGUCAUCGCCGCCAUCGGCAGGAGUGUCAUGUCAUGGCGCUCGGGAACGGGCAAGGGCCGCCAGAGUGGAAAGGACAGCGCCGGCCGCAAGGGUGGCAGCAAGAGCCAUCACGAGGGCGGUGGUGGUCCCGGAAAGGGACAGCUACGAGGCACAAGAGCUCUGGGUGAGUUGCCUCCUAACCUCUGGGUUGGUAUAGCUGACCUCUCAGACCUGCGCGACCUCCAUGAUGACGCAGUGGACAGCCACUACGAAAUCCAGGAAGAGAACGAGGUGUUCCGCCCGCAGACGACAGAGGAGGAUGCACAGCGUGCGGCCAUGCAGAACCUGGGUCUGGAGGAUGGCGACGCCGCGCUCGAGUACGCUCUGAUGAUGUCUCAGCAGGAGAGCGAGACACCUGCCCCGCAGCCACCCUCGGAAUACGACCACAGCGGUGGCGACGAGGACGCAGACCUGCAGUAUGCGCUGAUGCUGUCGCAGCAGGAGGCGGAUGCUGAGGCGGCCCGUCAAGCGCAGCCUGCAGCUCCGGAGCCACCACAGUACAACGAAGACGAGGAAGAUGCCGACCUGCAGUAUGCGCUGAUGCUAUCGCGCCAGGAGGCGGAGCAGGCAGAGGCGGAGGGCAGGGGACACUAG
Trichosporon asahii var. asahii CBS 2479 is the source of this 705-nucleotide messenger RNA. RefSeq lists its product as uncharacterized. Bases 1 to 705 code for a protein of 234 amino acids. The record is from RefSeq and is a predicted model, not a curated record. The transcript has a single exon. Lineage: Eukaryota; Fungi; Basidiomycota; Tremellomycetes; Trichosporonales; Trichosporonaceae.